Culex quinquefasciatus (southern house mosquito) is the source of this 393-nucleotide messenger RNA. RefSeq lists its product as uncharacterized. The transcript is spliced from 2 exons. The coding region runs from base 1 to 393 and encodes 130 amino acids. Lineage: Eukaryota; Metazoa; Arthropoda; Insecta; Diptera; Culicidae. The record is from RefSeq and is a predicted model, not a curated record.
AUGGAAGUGAACGAGAAAAAGUGCAAGCUGAUCUCGUUCUACAGGAUUCGGAGCCCAAAUCUUGCGGAGUACAACAUGGGCCGAUCCACACUCGAACGCGUUCACUCCAUCGUGGACUUGGGCGUCACGAUUGACUGCAAGAUGGAAUUCAACCAGCACGUCUCCAUCUCCGUGGCCAAAUCGUACGCUCUGCUCGGUUUCCUUCGAAGAAAUGCUGCUGGUUUCACCGACGUGAGGGUCCUCAAAACGCUGUACUUCUCGCUAGUUCGCAGUGUGUUGGAGUACGCCGUACCGGUGUGGGCGCCGUAUUACGCCGUCCAUCAGCAGAAGAUCGAGAGUAUCCAGCGUCGGUUCGAUGACACGUUACCAUUUAGGGUUACGGUCAUUGGCUGA